CCCAGGGGCGGACACCGGCGGGUGGCUCUCUCCUUUUCCGCGAUCGGGAGGAAACGUGUCCAGACCGCCAUGGUGACCGGGGCGCUGCUAUUCUCUUCCUUCUCCCACUUCCGGAGGGCUUGGCUCCCGCCUGUCCUCACCGGGCCGCGAAGAAGCUACAGCCAAGACGAUGCGCUCUCCCAAUACUUGCACCGCAGCCUCGUCCCCACUAUGCAUUACCAGAAGAGCCUGCCCCGUUUGCCCAUUCCAAAACUUGAAGAUACAAUUAGAAGAUACCUGAUUGCUCAGAAACCUCUUUUGGAUGAAGAUCAAUUCAGGAAAACCGAACAACUUGCUGGCAAUUUUGGGAAUGGCAUUGGUAGAGAAUUGCAUGAUCAGUUGGUUGCAAAAGACAAGCAAAACAAACAUACUAGUUACAUUUCAGGUCCCUGGUUUGAUAUGUACCUUCAGGCCCGGGAACCAGUUGUUUUGAACUUCAAUCCAUUCAUGGCUUUCAGUCCUGACCCCAAACCUGAAUACAACAAUCAGCUUGUAAAAGCCACCAACAUGACUGUUUCUGCUUUACGUUUCUUGAAGACUCUUAGGGCAGGCAUUUUAGAACCAGAGGUGUUUCAUCUCAACCCAUCCAAAAGCGACACUCCACUGUUCAAAAAGUGUAUUCGAUUUGUGCCUUCUUCUCUCUCAUGGUUUGGUGCUUAUAUGAUGAACGCCUACCCACUAGACAUGUCACAAUACUUCAGGCUUUUCAAUUCCACACGGCUGCCUAAACCCAAGAAAGAUGAGCUGUUUACAGAUGAGCAUGAGAGGCAUUUACUGGUGCUUAGAAAUGGAAACUUCUAUGUGUUUGAUGUGAUAGACAGAAAUGGCGAUAUAGUAAAACCAUCAGAAAUUCAAGCCCACUUAAAAUUCAUUCUUUCAGACAACACUCCAGCUCCAGCAUUCCCUCUUGCUUAUCUAACCACCGAAAAUCGGGACACAUGGGCAACUCUGAGACAGGAACUCCUUGACAAUGGCAACAGGGAGGCCUUAAGGAAAGUGGAUUCAGCCAUAUUCUGCCUGUGCCUUGAUGAUUUUCCAAUUAAGGAUCUCAACCAUUUGUCUCAUACUAUGCUCCAUGGUGAUGGCAUUAACAGGUGGUAUGACAAAUCAUUUAACCUUAUUUUAGCUAAAGAUGGCUCUGCAGCAAUUCACUUUGAGCAUUCCUGGGGAGACGGUGUAGCUGUGCUUCGGUUCCAAAACGAAGUGUUUAAAGACAGCACCGAGUUUCCUGCAAUUACUCCUCAGUCUCAGCCAACUGCCUGUGAUUCAGUCAGAGCUGUAGAGAAGCUGAAUUUUAAACUGAACGAUGCCUUGAAAGAAGGAAUCACCAAGGCCAAGCAAAAGUUUGAUGCUACUGUGAAAACACUGACGCUGGAGACCUUCCGGUUCAAAAGAGGCGGCAAGGAAUUCAUAAAGACACAGAAGCUGAGUCCUGAUGCUGUAGUUCAGCUUGUCUUCCAGAUGGCUUUUCUUAGGCAAUAUGACCAAACAGUUGCCACCUAUGAAUCUUGUAGCACAGCAGCAUUCAAACACGGUCGCACUGAAACUAUCCGGCCUGCUUCGGUUUACACAAAGGUGUGCUCAGAGGCAUUAGCCAGGAGGCUGGGCAAGCACAGUCCUAUGGAGCUACGCCAGAUGCUCACAGAGUGCUCUAAGUAUCACAGUCAACUCACAAAAGAAGCUGCUCUGGGUCAGGGAUUUGAUCGUCACCUUUACGGAUUGCGGUGUGAGGCAGAAUCCCAAGGAAUUUCUUUGCCAGAUUUUUACAAGGAUCAAGCUUAUGCAUGGAUUAAUCACAACAUUCUCUCCACAAGUACUCUGAGCAGCUCAGCCGUGUUCAUGGGUGGAUUUGGGCCAGUGGUGCCUGAUGGAUUUGGCAUAGCUUAUGGCAUCCAUGAUAACUGGAUCGGGUGCAACGUUUCUGCUUAUCCAUCUAGGAAUGCACUAGAAUUCCUCCAAUGUGUGCACAAGUCACUGGAUGAUAUUUUUGAUAUUUUACAAGGGAAGGAAAUUAGUAAUUAAAAUAGAGCAGAGCUGGUUUUCUUAAAUGUGUGAUGUAAGAAACUUCCUUUGGCUCAAGGUUAAUGUUCUAGCUGGACUGUGACCUGCUUCUCCUUUUUAAACAAUGCCAGAUUAAGAUCUGGAGAAAAAAAUGAAUGUAAAGAGGGUUAAGAAGCUGGCUGACUGGGUUUUUACAUUUGGCAUGACUAACUUGUUACACUGAUUCCAAUGGCUGUACUCUAAACAUGACUAAGCUUGGAUCCAACUCUGAAUGUAAAUAGACUUCCAAUUGUAAAAACAUGUUGUUUCUAUUAUAUAUCGGCCAACAGAUUUUCUUGCAGUAUAAGACUGCUUGAUAUUCACAGAGGAUUCAGUCUUUGCUAAUAUGUGUGUUAGUUUGAUUAAUUUAUAAUAUACAUGAACAAACUGUAUCAAAUACAUGAAUAAUCCCUGGGUGAUGUUUAGAUGACAACCCACCUUCUGCGAGGCUUUGUGUUAUAAGACAAUCCAGUAUUAUACAUUUGUUUUUGUAAAAGGAAAGAAAUCUUGAUUAGCAUAGCACUAUACCUACUGGAACAGAAAUUUUCAAAUCCUUCCUGAGAUCUGCCUUGUGACAUUUGAGUGAAACUUUUCGAAUCCUUUCAACAAACAGCUACAAGAAUAUCCAGUAAUGCAAGUAUUAUAUUUACUCAAAAGAAAGAAAAAAAAUCCUGAAUGUAAAAUGACUUUCCCCAAAGGAAGACUAGAUGGAGAAAAAAAUAGGCAAAAAUCCUAUGCAGUGCACUUGUUCUGUGCCUAGCAAACCUAAGGUUGACAACUGCAUAGAAUGAUAGAAUUGUGGGAUUUGAAGGGAAACUCUAGCUGAAACGCUGACCACCAGGUGUCACCAGGCCCAUCCUGGUGGUCAGUGUAACUGAAAAUAACAUAACAGAAUAUACAGUGUUAAAAAAAAUCCUCCCACUCAAAGAAACGGGGUAGAAGUCAUGUAAAGUGGCACACAUAGAGGAAUGACAUAUAACAUUUGUAUCUCUCUGCUUUGAGAGCUUAAGGCAGCCUUUCUCAACUUUUUGACCCUGGAGGAACCCUUGAAAUAUAUUUUUAGGCCUUGAGGAACCCCUGCACAAUCAGGCUCAAAUAUAGGCUAGAAGUUACAAAAUUAUUAUCUUUGUGUCAUAGGGAGGCCUGUAUAUAUGCAUUGACUGUUUUGAAACUAAAAAUAAACUUUCUAAAUGUGAAGUUGCCCAAAUUUGAAAUAUUUUUUUAAAUAAAUUGUGAUCUCCCAGGGAACCCCUAGUGACCUCUCAUGGAACCCUAGGGUUCCAUGGAACCCUGGUUGAGAAAGGGAAGGGAAGAUAGAUAAUAUAUGCCAUUCUGAUAGAGUUUCCAGCUGAAAUGUAUCCCGAAAAUUUCCCAUUGAAUACAUGUGAUACAUUUUAUGUGGAUGUGCAUCUAUCUGUGUAUAUAUGUCUACUAGAAGCCACAUACACACAAAAACCACAAUAACUGAUAAUUAAGAGUGCCUAAGUAAAAUUAAUUGCCUAAAUAAUGAAUUUCCCCUUUGUUUAGUUGUUGUUUAUUCGUUCAGUUGCUUCCGACUCUUCGUGACUUCAUGGACCAGCCCACGCCAGAGCUUCUUGUCGGUCGCCGACACCCCCAGCUCCCCCAAGGUCGAGUCCAUCACCUCUAGAAUGUCAUCCAUCCAUCU
This is a messenger RNA of Candoia aspera, 3745 nucleotides long. RefSeq names its product carnitine palmitoyltransferase 2 (gene CPT2). The coding region runs from base 70 to 2061 and encodes 663 amino acids. Gene Ontology annotation, biological process: fatty acid beta-oxidation. Lineage: Eukaryota; Metazoa; Chordata; Lepidosauria; Squamata; Candoiidae. The record is from RefSeq and is a predicted model, not a curated record. The transcript is spliced from 5 exons. Gene Ontology annotation, molecular function: carnitine O-palmitoyltransferase activity. Gene Ontology annotation, cellular component: mitochondrion.